CGCCAGAGACACCUACCACAAUCUACUGUUUUAUAUGUGACCUCCUUCGUCUACGGUUGUCUGCCGAUAGCACCUGGCUAUUUUCAUUAUUCCACACUACGAUCGAAUGUCGUGUAUGGAGGGGGCCUCUACGUCAAUGCACUGAAACAUUGUAAUUCUUCCCGAUUAUAGGCGAGGCAGCCAAUAUCACAGGGUGUCAAGAGCUUGUUCGGCGCCUUGAAGAGCCAAGUCGAAAGCCACAAUACGCCUACAUCGAUGGAACAAAGAGUUCUCCGGGAGAGAUGGAUUCGACCGUGAAACGAGACACGGGCUCGGAGGCAGUGCCAUCUGCAAAGUUCUUACAAGCAAGAAUCACGGCUCUUUCCACCACGUUGAUCAAGCGAUUGGAAAACAUCUUUGCAGUGGCUCUGGAUGAGACGGGCUCAGGUUCUACUUUUCCUCCCGGGGGUAAUGAUGCCCCAGCACCUGCAUCCUUGACAGAAACCUCGAUCCAGCAGUUUCAGCUGGACGUCGAAUCCACAGCGGUCAUCCGAGCCGCGGAAGAGAUCAUGAUGUUGACGCGCACAUUGAAGGAGAUCUGGCUGUUUGGUGGGCUGGACACACUAGAAGAGGAUCGUCAUAAUGAAAGAGAUGAAGCGAUGCGAAAAAGGAUGGACGAGGACAUCAAAGUAGUUGAGGAUGGAUUCAGACGAUUCUUGGAAAAGUACGAGACUGCCAUCGAGGUAGACACGAAUAGUACGCGUAAGGCAGUUGAGGCAUAAUCAUCGAGCAUCAAGCACUCGUGCUCGGUUUUGGAUGCACACGGGCGCGUAACUAAAGACAGCCAAGGAAACCUCGAAGUGUCCCAUUUAAUGCAAGAUGCGCAUAAGGCGAAAUAGCUGGAGAAAUGAGAGGACGCGUACGAGUAUCGA
Molecule: messenger RNA, 911 nt
Organism: Exophiala oligosperma
Lineage: Eukaryota; Fungi; Ascomycota; Eurotiomycetes; Chaetothyriales; Herpotrichiellaceae
Exons: 2
Coding region: 282-761 (159 amino acids)
Biological process (GO): regulation of transcription by RNA polymerase II
Cellular component (GO): mediator complex
Molecular function (GO): transcription coregulator activity
Source: RefSeq, a predicted model, not a curated record